AUGGGUGAGGAAAAUUCAAUAUCUGGUAUCUAUACUUCAACUUUUCCACCACCAACAACUUUGACUAUCAUACUGACAACAGUUUAUGUUGUUUCUCCUACUUUUCAAGGCAUCAUCAAUGAGCCUAUCACUUCUUUAUUCUCUUAUCAAUCAACAGAUCAAGAUACUCUAAAUAAUGAAGACGAAGAAGAUGAGAUGGUUGAAUUUGCUAAGCUAGAGAUUGACCAUGAAGAAGAAAAUGUUGAUGACAAUGCAAUUAUGUUAGGAAAGCAUUACAAAAUCCUUAACUCUAAACUCAACCCAAUUCUUUAA
Molecule: messenger RNA, 312 nt
Organism: Lactuca saligna
Lineage: Eukaryota; Viridiplantae; Streptophyta; Magnoliopsida; Asterales; Asteraceae
Source: the annotation of a GenBank genome assembly